Messenger RNA from Aspergillus saccharolyticus JOP 1030-1, 1281 nucleotides. RefSeq names its product sugar isomerase. Gene Ontology annotation, molecular function: carbohydrate derivative binding. The record is from RefSeq and is a predicted model, not a curated record. Lineage: Eukaryota; Fungi; Ascomycota; Eurotiomycetes; Eurotiales; Aspergillaceae. The transcript has 2 exons. The coding region runs from base 1 to 1281 and encodes 426 amino acids. Gene Ontology annotation, biological process: carbohydrate derivative metabolic process.
AUGCCCCUCUCCCAUGCAAUUUCCUCCGCCGUCAACGAUGAGUUCCUCUCCAUGACUCCUCCAGAGCCCUCGGACAUGGCUCUUUCGGCCUCCAAAGUGUCUGCCAGUGCAGUAUCGACCGCAAUCCACGUUAUCUCCACCGAGCGGGCGGCCUUGGCGCACUUGGAGCAGAUCUACCAGACCGAUGCGCUUGCCCAGGAACACCUUGCGCGCGCAGUGACUCAGAUCGUACGCACCAUCAAGCAUGGCGGGAAAUUGGUCUGCUGCGGAGUGGGCAAGAGUGGCAAGAUUGCCCAGAAGUUGGAGGCCACCAUGAACAGUCUAGGCAUUUACAGCGCUUUUUUGCAUCCGACGGAAGCCCUACAUGGCGACCUUGGCAUGAUUCGACCGCAUGAUACCCUUUUGUUAAUUUCCUUUUCCGGGCGCACCCCCGAACUCCUGCUUUUGCUUCCGCAUAUACCGUCGACAGUGCCAGUGAUUGCCAUCACCUCCCACCUGCAUCCGUCCACCUGCCCCCUCCUGUCCUUCCACCCCUCGCACAUGGGGAUGCUGUUACCUGCCCCCAUCCACGAGGAUGAAGAGUCCUCCAUUGGCGUGAGUGCCCCGACCUCGUCCACCACGGUAGCCUUGGCACUGGGGGAUGCCCUGGCUAUCGCCACGGCGCGACGACUGCACACCACUCCGGGCCGGGGCCCGGCCGAGGUUUUCAAGGGGUAUCAUCCAGGCGGGGCAAUUGGGGCUGCCUCGUUGGCGUUGACCCCUAUGAGCAUGUCCUCGGCCUCCAGCACGUCUACUCCAUCCGACUACCUCCCCACGCAGGGAUCGCUCAGCUCGUUCCCUCAAACGGACAGCAAGGACGGCCAACGACCGCGCGUCGCGGAUAUGUCCACUGCUCUCGACCAAGUCCCCAAGAUGUCGGCGUCGGACAAGAUCCGCCUCCUGGACAUCCUUCUUACAGCCAUUCAACAUCCCCAUGCGCAGUCAUGGGUAUUCCUGUCUCCGUCGGAGAUCAUUCCUCCUCGACAUCUCCGCUUCCUUUCUCAGAGCAACUACGUGGAUAUGCAAGUGUCCUCGUUUGUUGAUCUGGGUCUUCCCUUUAGCGUGCCCCGCAAGGACUGGCUUGAAAUUCCGAGCUCCAGCACCGUCGACGAGGCCCGCCGGCUAGUGUCCGAGGCUAAUGCCGCGGCCAGUACGUCUGUGGUUGUGGUUGCCUUGAUGCAUGAUGGCGAGUGCUUGGGCGUGAUCGAGGCCGAGGAUCUGUGGAAUGACUGUGACGAUUAG